Zootermopsis nevadensis is the source of this 2480-nucleotide messenger RNA. Lineage: Eukaryota; Metazoa; Arthropoda; Insecta; Blattodea; Termopsidae. The record is from RefSeq and is a predicted model, not a curated record.
AAGCCUACUUAUAUUCUGUUCAAUAGGUACUAAUAAAAUGCAGUACUUUCUCUGGAGACAGAUUGAAGGUGACUAUACGCAUGCUUUCAUUUCCAAGGUCUGAGAAAAUCACGAAACCUUCCAUUCAUGUGCUCUAUGCAUCUUCAUAGUAAAGGGCUUAGAAAAAAUAAAACUCAAUUAAGACUCCUGAUAUCUGCACACCUCUCUUGGGUAAUAGGAGGGUGGGAGGAGAGGUACCAGCAUAAUCAUUGCUAUCUACUCCUAAAAUAAAUCUAUGUGACCUUCACACCAAUCUGUUAUCAGUUCUCAUUUCUAGUCUAUUAUAAUGGAUAAAGCUGAGUCACUAUAUGGCAUAUAACUUUAUCUGCAAGUCAGUUGCAUUUCACUGUUGAGUAAAACAGUGAUUACAGAUCCCAUGAUGGAGGCUAUACAGUUUGACCCCCAGAACAAAAAGCUGUCUCUCAUCAAGGUUCCAUUACCCGCAGAUCCGAAGAAAAAUGAAGUUGUGAUUCGUGUGGCAUAUGCUGGUAUCUGUGGAACUGAUCUACACAUAACUGAGGGUACGUUUCCCUGCCGUGAAACACCAGUCACUUUGGGACAUGAGUUCAGUGGAGUGGUAACAUCUGUGGGGUGUGAUGUCACUCACAUCAAAAAAGGUGACAAUGUGGCUGUGGAUCCAAACAGUGGGUGCUUCACAUGUGAUGCAUGUCACAGUGGUAAUUACCACUACUGCAGUGGUGGUGGGAUUGACAAGAUCACUGGGAUAUACCAAAAUGGGGGGUGGGCAGAGUUUUGCGUGGUGCCAGCCGACCAGGUGCACAAACUACCCAAAAACAUCUCACUCCAGCAAGCUGGUCUGACAGAGCCACUGUCAUGUGUUGCCCAUGGUUGGGACCGCAUCACUCCCAUUGCUGUGGGAUCUAGGAUCCUCAUCCUUGGAGCAGGAAUCAUUGGCAAUCUGUGGGCCAGUGUUCUGCACCUUCAGGGCCAUCGCAGGGUAACAAUCAGUGAGCCACAGGAAGCACGCAGGAAACUGCUUCAAAAGCUAGAAACUGGUUUUGAGAUCAUUACUCCAGAUGAACUUAAAACAUACCGAGCAAAGGACCUCAGUUGGGGUAUGGACCUAGUGAUUGACUGCAGUGGCUAUGCCCCUGCCAUGGAGGAAGCACUGACAUACAUCAACCCAGGAGGAACGCUGUGCAUCUUCGGUGUUUCAUCCCCCAAAGCAAAAAUGAGUGUGUCUCCCUACCUGCUUUACAAGAAUGAGCUGAAGAUCAUUGCCGUUAAAGUCAACCCAUUCAGCUUUCCCAAGGCUUUGGGCAUGAUUGAUGCUAUGGGCUCCAGGUAUCUGGACUAUGAAAAACUUGGCAUCAAGACAUACUCUUUGAGCCAGUAUGAAGACGCGCUUCAAGCUCUCAAGGAGGGGACAAUUGCAAAGGCGAUGUUCAAGUUGGAGAAGUAACAAAACAGAGAUUUAACUCUAAGCUAUAAGAGAAUGUAGACAGUACUGGAAUUACUGUAAUUCCAUCAAAAUUGUAUUAAUUUAAUUAUGAUAUAACAACAGACACAUUGCAGCAUUAUGACACCAUUUUCAAUGUUCUUUCCACUUUACUGUCUGUAUAUUGGUCAUAGGAUUCACAUACUUUUAGUACAUAAUGACAACAAAGUCUCCAGAUCUUUCUAGAGGGAAGAAAGUAAAACACAGUAUCUUUAUAUCAAGUUCUUCCAUCCAGAAUGUCUGCUUCUGCCUUCCAGACCUUCCAAGAACCAUAAAAUUGUUACAUUUAAGUAAAGAUUAAAUGAUUCAAUAGUAAUAUCAAAAAUAUCCUAUCACUUUCAGCUUCUAAGAGACAACCCAUACUGUCAGCCACUGACAAAAUUAUAUUUCUGACCAUCAAGUGAGUAGUCAGCAACAAAAAGAUCACAGCUGCCUCGUUUGUUCAAAGUUAUAGGACCACAAUCAGUCAAUUGGAAUUAGGGAACGGCAUGUCCUGCACGCCAAAUAUAAUCUUUUCACUGCCAUGAUUCUUCACUCAUACCAAAUGAUUUCCAAUUGAUUACUGGGUGUAAGUAACUGAUAUAUUCUCACUAACGACCUAUUAAAAGAUUAAAUCAAUGAUGAGUAAAUGUACUGACUUUCCACACGUCACAUCGAACCUCUUCUGGUUGCUCAUAAAAAGUGGAAUGCCAAAUGUGAAUGUUGUCUGUGAAUCUGUGACCUAAUAUAUCUGGGCAGAUUUUUAUAUAAAGUUUGUUGGGGAAACUUAACAUCAACAAUUACCUCAAAACUACAUUUCAUAAUUGCGUCACUAAAAGAAAAAUUCUGUUCAGUAUCGCGCUGUACUGCUGACUUAUCUUGCUGUUCUCCAGCACUAACCUAGCCAUUAUCAUCACCGGUCGAGUAGUUAGAAUUAUUGCUACAUAUUAGGAAAGUCCUAGUGAGUCUAAUAAAAAUGUGCUUAAAUGAAACCUGUAGCAAA